Ipomoea nil (Japanese morning glory) is the source of this 1596-nucleotide messenger RNA. RefSeq lists its product as uncharacterized. The coding region runs from base 1 to 1596 and encodes 531 amino acids. The transcript has 3 exons. NCBI's taxonomy places the organism in Eukaryota, Viridiplantae, Streptophyta, Magnoliopsida, Solanales, Convolvulaceae. The record is from RefSeq and is a predicted model, not a curated record.
AUGGUAUCAGAGCGACGCCAUAGCUACGCCACCGCAGUGAUUGGAAGUAAUGGAGCCGGCGGAGAAGCUUCAACCGGACCAAUUCCGAAUCCAGCGAAUCAAAUUCCAGUUUGCCAAACUCCAGUUAGCCAAAAUCCAGCUCAACGGAGUGAUGAAUUUGACGAUCCGUUGUAUGUGCACAUCACCGAGAAUCCGAACCUGAUUCUCGUGUCUCCUCCCUUGUCCGAGCACAAUUAUGCUUCAUGGAGUAGGUCUAUGAAGAUAGCCCUAGAAGUUAAGAACAAAUUAGGAUUUGCAACAGGAUCAAUUCCGGAUCCAGGUGAAGCUGAUCCGAGACAUCUCGUCUGGAGAAGAUGCAAUACCAUUGUCUGCUCAUGGUUACUGAAGUCUAUUAGUUCAAAUAUUGCUGAAACAGUGAUGUAUUAUGAAGUGGCUGCUGAUAUUUGGAAAGCACUCAAGAGGAGAUACUCGCAAGCUGAUCCUCAUAGGAUUGCAGAACUACAGAAUCAAAUUUAUAGAAAUACACAAGGUAAUUUGACUGUCAAUGAGUACUUUACAAAGUGUAGUGCAUUAUGGGAAAAAUUGAAUGCUAUGAGACCUUUGUUGGUGUGUGAAUGCUCCCUUAGAUGCACUUGUAACCUCCUGAGCAAGAUGCAGAAAGAGAGAGCAGAUAACCAGGUCAUCAGGUUCUUAGAUGGACUCAGUGAUGACUUUGAGACUAUAAAGUCAGGGGUACUAGUUAUGGAUCCCAUUCCUGAUAUGGAGAAGGUCCUUAACAUGGCUUUGAAACUUGAGAGGAAGCUAAAUGGAUCCAUUGUGCAGAGGAACAGUGACUUGGUCCAGUCUAAUGCUGUUCAGAAUAUUGGGACUCAAAUCUCAGAUGAACAGGCUUUUGUAGCAGCUACAGAAGCAAAUAAUAAGAGGAAGUUUAACAGUAGUGGAGGAAGAAAUGUACCUAAGUGCACAUAUUGUGGUAUGAAUGGGCAUACUGUUGAGAAAUGCUACAAAAAACAUGGAUAUCCCCCUGGAUGGAUACCUGGUUAUAAAGCUAGAAAUAGACAAAGUCAAGAAGCUCAGCAGUCUGCAAACUCUUUGGCUCAGCAGUCUGCAAACUCUUUCACAAGCCAAAGUGCUGAUCUAGGCUUGACAACUGAUCAAUUUCAAAGGUUGAUGAAUUUUAUGCAAAAUCAAAAUCAGGGAAUCCAGGCUUCAACUAGCUCUGCUGUAAGAGUGAGCAGCUCAGGGAUGAAGUCUGCUCCUAAAAACCCUCCUGAUGAUUCAUGUGAAGGUAGCUUUAUUCUCAACUCUUUUGUUAAUAAUGCUAUCUCUCCUAGAAUUUGGAUUGUUGACUCAGGGGCCACAGAUCAUAUCAUCUGUUCCCUAGAGUACUUUGAGAAAUGCGAACCAGUGCAUGCUGUUUUUGUGAAGUUGCCCAAUGGGGAAACUGUAAAUGUCAGUUAUAUUGGGGAAAUCAGAUUGCAUCAGGGUAUAUUGUUGACAAAGGGUCUCCAUGGGACAGUGUGUGGUUUUGCUAGAGAAAGGGAUGGAUUAUACCUGCUGACUCACCCUCCAAUCAGAAGAAAGCUCCAUUAUUAG